This is a messenger RNA of Entrophospora candida, 141 nucleotides long. The record is from the annotation of a GenBank genome assembly. Lineage: Eukaryota; Fungi; Glomeromycota; Glomeromycetes; Entrophosporales; Entrophosporaceae.
AACAAUCCAUUCCGUUCUAGAAAACAGUUCUUAAGCCAAGAAUGUGGAUGUGCUGUGUCAAUGAUGGAACUUGCAAGAGGGUCAUCAUAUUGGAAGCAAAUCGGCCCAUUUUCCAAUAUAAUUGUUCUUAAUUUCGAUUGA